Messenger RNA from Fulmarus glacialis (Northern fulmar), 907 nucleotides. RefSeq names its product glutathione S-transferase. Lineage: Eukaryota; Metazoa; Chordata; Aves; Procellariiformes; Procellariidae. Gene Ontology annotation, biological process: glutathione metabolic process; xenobiotic metabolic process. The transcript is spliced from 6 exons. The coding region runs from base 15 to 683 and encodes 222 amino acids. Gene Ontology annotation, molecular function: glutathione transferase activity. The record is from RefSeq and is a predicted model, not a curated record.
AGAACUCUGAAAUCAUGGCAGGGAAACCCAAGCUGCACUACCCCAAGGGAAGGGGGAGGAUGGAGUCAAUCCGAUGGCUGUUAGCAGCAGCUGGGGUUGAGUUUGAGGAAGAAUUCAUAGAAACAAAGGAAGACCUAGAAAAAUUACUCAAUGAUGGAUCCCUGCUAUUUCAGCAAGUGCCCAUGGUGGAGAUCGAUGGGAUGAAGCUGGUGCAGACUAGAGCCAUCCUUGGCUACGUAGCAGCAAAGUACAACCUCUAUGGAAAAGACCUGAAGGAGAGAGCCUGGAUUGAUAUAUACGUGGAGGGAACAACAGAGCUGAUGGGAAUGAUGAUGUUUCUUGCUUUUCAAGCAGCUGACACAAAAGAAAAGAAUAUUGCCUUAAUGAUUGAACGAGCUACAACCAGGUACUUUCCUGCUUAUGAAAAGGCCUUAAAAGACCAUGGGCAUGAUUAUCUUGUUGGCAACAAAUUAAGCUGGGCAGACAUCCAUCUGCUGGAAGCCAUUUUAAUGGUAGAAGAAUAUAAGCCUGAUAUACUCUCUACAUUCCCUCUGCUACAGGCUUUUAAAGGAAGAACAAGCAACAUUCCAACAAUAAAAAAAUUCUUGCAGCCUGGCAGCCAGAGAAAGCCACCAUCAGAUGAGAAGUUUGUUGCCAUUGUGACAAAAAUAUUCAAUACCUAAUCAUGUGGCUGCUGAAGAUAAGACAACAGUAGUGUAUUACCAGAGCUGUGCCUUCUAAGUGUAAACUGCAUAGAUGUAUUCUGUAGCUUGCAUCAUAGAGCCAGUCACAUGAUAAUUGCUGAAACAGAACACACUUUUAAAUUAGAGUAAAAGGUUAAUUUGGACCUCUUGAGUCCAGAAAGUAUUUCAUGGAGCAAUUAUAUGAAAUAAAAUAAGCUGAUACU